Messenger RNA from Harmonia axyridis, 6408 nucleotides. Its product is annotated as activating signal cointegrator 1 complex subunit 3-like. The record is from RefSeq and is a predicted model, not a curated record. Gene Ontology annotation, molecular function: nucleic acid binding; ATP binding; ATP hydrolysis activity. The transcript is spliced from 21 exons. NCBI's taxonomy places the organism in Eukaryota, Metazoa, Arthropoda, Insecta, Coleoptera, Coccinellidae. Bases 121 to 6348 code for a protein of 2075 amino acids.
CUAACCUACAGUUUCGAGUUUCGAGCAAAAUAUACAUAUACAAUAUUGGGCAAUGAAUGGGUCUUCAAAAGUUGAUUUGAAUUAUUCCUAAUAUUGUAUAUUGCAAAGAAAAGCGAAAAUAUGGCAAAACAUUCAUCCGACUUCUUUGGAGAUCUACAUUCCUCUUUUAUAGGCCAUUCGUCUGAUAAUACAUCAAUUAAAAGUUAUUUAUUUUCUACUCUCCAACUCUAUUUUGAGCUGGUGUCUGAAAACGGAGACGAAUGUUUAGUCUUAUUGGAAAAUAUAAAAUUCUACUUGAGACAAUAUAUACUGAAGGAUUCUGAGGAAAAUGUAGAGGAUGUGUUAUUGCACCUGAUUGCAACCCUUUUGAAAUGUAAAACAAAUUAUUCCUUAGUGUUGAACAAAAUCUUGCUUAAAUGUCCAAGCAAUAUAAGAAAUGAUUUCAGAGAGGAUAUAGACUAUAUUAUGAAUAAUAUUCCUAUUGAUUUAUUUUUGGAUAAGUAUAAACCCUCUGACGGAGAAUUAGAAUUUGAUAAAAUUAAGACAACACAAGAAAAGCUGUUUUCCAUUCCCAUUUCUUUCAAGGUAGAAAAGAAAGAAAUCCAUAACAUAGAUAAUUUAUUUAAAUACGUGGAAAAUAAGCCUGAUUCUGCUAAAUCUUCGAAGUAUCCUCUUUUUGAAAGGUAUGAAUUAUACAGGAGCAAAAUAAUGGUUUUUUCAAAAUAUGCAGAUUUUAUGGAUCACAUUGUCAAAUCAUUGGAAUCCAGUAAAAAUAAUGAAGAAUUAUUUAAUGAUCUCCUAGAUACUUUAGGUUGUGAGGUAUUUGAUUUCAUAAAAGAAAUGGUAGAAAACAGGUAUUCAGAUAUCGAUUUCUCAUCACCAUUUGAUGAUGAAACUGUUAGGAAAUAUCUUUCUAAGAGAAACCAAAUGAAAAAUGGUCCAGCACUUGCAAGUCAAGUGAUUGUUCAAAGUGAAGAAGAGAAAAAUUUGGCAAAAAAAUUGAGAAAGUUAGAGAAAAAAGAACGUGGAAAAUUUUCAGAUGAAAUAGAAAGUGUUUCUGAUGAUCUGAGAACAGAGCAAAUGCGUCCUAUGUUUAGAAGAAUACCUGAGGUUGUAGAAACUUUCCCCCAUGUUUAUGAUAAUAAAUUCACAAAAUUUGCUACUAUCCAUAAAGGUUCAACAAUAAAACUCCCUGAAAAUGCUGUCCAAAAGAGAAACAACCUUUUCACUGAGAUCAGUAUUCCAGCUGAUAACUUAAAAGAUUAUAAGGACGGUUUUAAAUUGGUUGACGUCAAAGACUUGGAUGUAACUGGCCAACUAGUUUUUAAGGAUAUAGAAAAAUUUAAUAGAAUACAAUCAGAAGUAUUUCCUGUAGCAUAUAAUACUAAUGAAAAUUUGCUCAUUUGUGCGCCAACUGGAGCUGGAAAAACUAAUAUAGCUUUACUUGCAAUGGUACAUCAGAUUAAGGCACAUAUGGUUGAUAACACUGUACAACAUUCCAAUUUCAAGAUAAUUUAUGUUAGUCCAAUGAAAGCCCUAGCGACUGAAAUGGUUGCUAACUUCAGUAAAAAACUCAGUUCCAUAGGAGUAAGAGUGAAAGAAUUAACUGGCGAUAUGCAAUUGACUAGAAAACAAAUUGCUGAAACUCAUGUUAUUGUUAGUACUCCUGAAAAAUUUGAUGUCAUCACUAGAAAAGGAGCAGUGGACACUGAAAUAGCUUCUCAAAUGAAACUGUUGAUCAUUGACGAAGUGCAUUUAUUAAAUGGUACUAGGGGUCCAGUAAUCGAAACAAUAGUAGCUAGAGUUUUGAGACAAGUAGUUAGUACACAAAGUAUGAUCAGAAUUGUUGCUUUAUCUGCCACACUACCAGGAUAUUUAGAUGUUGCAUCUUUUCUACGUGUUAAUCCUCAUAAAGGUUUAUUCUUUUUUGAUAACAGAUUUAGAUCUGUUCCAUUAUCGCAUACAUAUAUAGGCAUUAAUACUAAUCCAGACAACUUAGAGACCAUGAACAAAGUUUGUUAUCAACAAAUGAAAAAGUUCAUAAAGAAUGGACAUCAAGUAAUGGUUUUUGUAACAGCUAGAAAUCAAACUGUCUCAGCCAUUAACAGUUUUAUAGCCCAAGCCAAGGAGCAUAAGGAAAUAGAAAUGUUUGUUCCUAACAAGUCUUACAUGAAUUUGAGGUAUAAUUUCAAAAAUUCAUACCUGCAUGAAUUUGUUACUCAAGGUUUUGGAACCCAUCAUGCAGGAUUAUGUCGUAGUGACAGAUUAGAAAUCGAAAGUCUCUUCAGAAAUGGUUUUUUGAAAGUAAUAGUAUGUACAGCAACAUUAGCCUGGGGUGUUAAUUUACCAGCUCAUGCAGUUUUGAUACGAGGUACGACAAUGUAUGAUCCACAACAAUCAAAAUUUGUUGAUAUGGACGUUCUUGAUGUUCUGCAAAUCUUCGGAAGAGCUGGCAGACCCCAGUACGAUACAUCAGGACAUGCAACUAUAAUUACUUCUCAAGCUAAGAUGUCUUUUUAUAUGAAUAUGCUCAUGUCACAAACUCCUAUUGAAAGUAGGUUUCUGGAUAAACUACCCGAUAACCUCAAUGGUGAAAUUGUUCUGGGAACUAUUUCGAAUGUAAAAGAGGCCUUAGAAUGGUUACAAAGCAGUUAUCUAUUUCACCGGUUGAGGAAAAAUCCAUUGAAUUAUGGUCUAAACCAUACAGAAAUUGCUGAAGGACUUGAAUAUGAUUUUCUCCAAAGACAACUGGUGGGUGCAGCUAAGGUUCUAGAGAAAGCUGAAAUGAUUAGAUUCGAUGAGAGAACAGGAGAAUUAAGACCUACUAGUUAUGGCAGAAUUGCUAGCUACCUCUACAUAACCCAUGAAACCAUAACUUUAUUUAUGGAAAAACUGAGAAGCAACAUGAUGGAUGAUGAGAUAUUAAUCCUAAUCAGCAGUGCUGUUGAGUUCCAACAAAUCCAAGUUAGAAACGAUGAGUUAGAAGAGCUAGACCGUCUCAGAAGAGAAUAUGUGGAACUUGAAAGUAAUUUGGAUGUUACAACAGUUGAGAUGAAAGUAAUGGUAUUGAUUCAGACAUGCAUAUCUAGAGGAUUCAUUAGGCUUUCUUCCCUUGUUUCAGAUAGUGAAUAUAUUAUGCAGAAUGUGGUCCGUCUUGCUUCUGCCUUACAUCAACUAGCAGUAGAAAGGAAUUUUGCAUCUUUAGUUGAAACAACUUUGGUUAUGUCCCAGAUGUUAGAGCAACGCACUUGGAGUUUCUGUCAUCCCUUGAGCCAAUUCAAGGACAUGAACUUCAAAGGAAUGGACAUAAUGUCUUCCAUCAAUAUUUCAAUUGAGGAAUUGAGAGCUAUGCCAGCUAAAGAAAUUAUAGAUAUGGCACGAAAUAGGAAUAUGGGCCUUCGCAUACUACAUGCAGCUAAAGCUUUUCCUUUGGUAACAUUCGACAUGGUGGUCAAACCUAUCACAGAAGGUGUAAUAAGAAUUAGAUUAUUAAUUACCCCCGACUUCAAAUGGGACAAUAGUAUUCAUGGUGGAUGUCAACAAUAUGUUGCUAUGGUUGAAGAUCCAAUGCAUGAUAAUAUAUAUCAUUUCGAGAAAUUCAUUAUCACUGAACGAAACUGUUCAUCUGGAGAACCUAUUGAAUUGUACUUCACAGUUCCAUUGAUUGCACCACAUGCUGAAGAGUAUUUUGUGAAGAUAAUAAAUUUACAUUUUCUACAUACGAAAGUUGAACAAGUUAUAAAUUUCAACAACAUAACACUACUGCCAAGUCAUGGUAUUGAAACUGCAAUUUUAAAUGUUCAUCCUCUGCCAAAAACUGCCCUUCGAAAUCCGCUUUUUGAAAGUAUAUAUCCUUUCGAUUACUUUAACGCUGUCCAAAGUCAAGUAUUUCAUUCCUGCUAUAACACAGAGAGUAACAUUUUACUAGGAGCACCGACAGGGUCUGGUAAAACAAUAGUAUCAGAACUGUGCAUUUUAAGAUUAUUUACAAAUGAACCAGAGAGAAAGGUAGUUUAUAUAGCUCCAAUGAAAGCUCUUGUUCGAGAAAGGGUCAAGGAUUGGUGUGUGAAAUUUCAGAAACUAAAGAAAAACGUAGUUGAAAUAACCGGUGAUGUGACACCAAAAUCAGACUUGAUCACAUCAGCCAAUAUUAUUAUUACCACACCAGAAAAAUGGGAUGGUAUGAGCCGAAAUUGGCAUCAAAAAGAUUUCGUUAAGAGUGUAGGAUUGAUGAUUAUCGAUGAAAUUCAUUUAUUAGCAGAAGAAAGAGGUCCAGUGUUGGAAGUCAUCGUAUCUCGUAUGAAUUAUAUUAACAGCUUCAGUAAUGGUGCUGUUAGGAUGAUCGGUCUCUCUACGGCAAUGGCAAACGCUGGAGAUCUUGCCAAUUGGUUGGGUGUGAAAGAAGGUUUGUUCAACUUCAGUUCUAGUGUGCGUCCAGUACCACUUGAAAUUCAUAUAACUGGAUUUUCCGGAAAAAACUAUUGCCCAAGAAUGGCAACAAUGAAUAGGCCUGCUUACCAGUCAAUAUGCCAGUAUGCACCAGAUAGUCCAACCUUAAUAUUUGUAUCUUCAAGAAAACAAACCCGCAUAACAGCUCACGAGUUAAUAAAACAACUGAUGGUGGACAUCAAUGAGAAACAAUGGAGGAGGUGUUCUGAAGAAGAAAUAGAAAUGUACAGAAGUCAAGUGCACGAUAACGAUUUGAGUUACAUGUUACAGUUUGGUGUGGCUAUUCACCAUGCUGGUUUGCAAGAUAAAGAUAGGGACAUUGUUGAGGAAUUAUUUGUGAACCAAAAAAUACAAGUAUUAAUUGCUACUGCUACACUAGCUUGGGGGGUGAAUUUCCCUGCACAUCUCGUUAUUGUUAAAGGUACAGAGUAUUUUGAUGGUGCAACUAAGCGAUAUGUCGACAUGCCUGUCACGGAUGUUCUUCAAAUGUUAGGUCGAGCUGGUCGACCUCAAUUCGAUAAAAGUGGAGUUGCCUGUGUGUUUGUUGAAGAAAGUAAGAAGAGUUUCUACAAGAAGUUCUUGUUCGAACCGUUUCCAGUCGAAUCAUGCCUACUGAAAGUAUUACCUGAUCAUGUAAAUGCCGAGAUAUCUAAUGGUACUAUUGGUGGAAAAGAACAAUUGAUAGAUUUUAUUUGCUCAACUUUCUUCUUCCGAAGAUUAUUGAUUAACCCAAGCUACUAUCAACAAGAGCCUCAAGAAGUUAAAACAUAUUUGGGUGAAUUGGCAGACUCGGUAGCCAUGACCUUGAAUGAUGCUGGCUGCAUAGAUAUACAGGAUGAGAAUCCCUCAUCUAUAGUUUAUGAAUCAACAUUCUUGGGACACUUGGCAGCAAGGUAUUAUUUGACAUACAAAACAAUUGUAUACUUUGAAAAAGUAAUAAAAGAAAGAUCUUCUAUUGAUGAUCUCCUUAUAACAUUAUGUCAAGCAGAAGAAUAUGCACUGUUCCCAGUGAGACAUAACGAAGAUAAAAUAAAUAAGCAAAUGAUGUGUGAUUUGAAGUUGAAUAUUGGCUUAGGUCCUGACUCUCCUCAUUUGAAGAUUUAUCUCCUAAUUUACUGUUACAUGAAUGGAGUUGAAUUGCCCAAUCAAGAAUAUGUUAUUGAUUUAAAAUCUGUCUUUGAUCAAAUUAUUAGGAUAAUACAGGCGACAAUAAGUCUGACAAGUUUCAAAGGAUGGUUGGACUGUACUAUGAAGUUAAUUUAUAUUUCUCAAAUGGUUUUACAAGGAUUGACUAUUACAUCUUCCAAUUUGAUGAUGCUUCCUCUUGUGAAUGAAAGUAAUAUACAACAGCUGACGGUAGAAUUGGAUAAAAAUCUGCCUGCUUCACACACCCUUUGUAUAUCAGUGCUACAGGAAUUACUGAAGACUUCCAGAAAAUCUGUGACUUUAGCUCUCAAAAAAAUAUUUGGCGAUACUAAAAUGAAUCAAGUUUUGAAGGUGAUUCAGCAGUUACCUGAUAUGAGUUUGCAGGUAAUAAUCAAAGACAAAGAUUCCAAAGUUAUAGAUUAUCAGCUCUGUGAAGACCAAAAAGCUAUAAAGACGACUCUACCACCGGACACACCUUAUUUGGUUAUUGUGAAUGUUGAGAGAAAAGGUGGAAACUUGAACGUUUUCAGUAGGAAUUUCAGUAAACAAAAAGAUGAAUCAUGGUUCUACCUUCUCUCAAAAGAUAAUUACUUAGAGGACUUCCAAAGGGGUAGUUUCAGAUCAAAUAAAUCAUUUCAGAACCAACUGUUCACCCCUACUGCUCGAGGUACUUAUACAUAUGUGAUCCAACUCAUGAGUGACUCCUACAUUGGGCUCGACCAAAAAAUAGUUUUAAAUGUUAUGGUUAAAUGAAUGUUCUGUUUAUUUAUAUUUCUUAUCAUUAUUAUCGUUUCAAAUAUAAAAUUUACUCAU